CUGCCGUAAAGCAGGUCGACUCUGCCGUAAAGUCAGAGCCCGGAUCGCUAGUGCGCUGCUUCGUCGACAAAAACAACAACAGCAGCAGCAUCUGGGAGACAGAAAGGGGCUGGACUUUGAUUUUCGUCUGGUCGGGAACACUCAAACAGGUACCCUGGACUUUUCAGAGACCCACUCGGACAUGUCGUAUGUCUUCAUCAAUGACUCCUCGCAGUGCAGCGUGCCGCUGCUACAGGCCUGCAUCGAUGGCGACCUGAGCUACGCAAAGCGGCUGCUGGAGACGGGCUGUGACCCCAACAUCCGCGACAGUCGGGGCCGUACUGGCCUGCACCUGGCCGCUGCCCGGGGCAAUGUGGAGAUCUGCCGAUUCCUGCACAAGUUUGGCGCCGACCUGCUGGCCACUGAUUACCAGGGCAACACUGCGCUGCACCUGUGCGGCCACGUGGAUACCAUCCAGUUCUUGGUGUCCAACGGCCUGAAAAUCGACAUCUGUAACCAUAACGGGUCGACGCCGCUGGUGCUGGCGAAGAGGAGGGGCGUGAACAAGGAUGCCAUCCGCCUCCUGGAGGGUCUGGAGGAGCAGGAAGUGAAGGGCUUCAACCGCGGGGCGCAUUCCAAACUGGAGACCAUGCAGAUGGCGGAGAGCGAGAGUGCUAUGGAGAGCCACUCCCUGCUCAACCCCAACCUGCAGAACAGCGAGGGCGUACUGUCCAGCUUCCGCACCACCUGGCAGGAGUUCGUCGAGGACCUGGGUUUCUGGAGAGUUCUGCUCCUGCUGGUGGUCAUCGCUUUGCUCUCCCUGGGCAUCGCUUACUACGUCAGCGGGGUGCUGCCCUUCGCUGCCAACCAGCUGGAGCUGGUGCACUGAGGGAGGAGAUGGAAGGAGCAGGGUUUGGAGGAUGGCUGGCGGGGCUAGGAAGUGGCCCUAGGAGGAGAGGGGUGUGGGGGCUCAUACGGGUCAGGCAUUUGCUUUAUUUUUCCAUUAGAAAAUCACGAUUUUCGAGUCUUCAUACUCACCACCUCCCUCCAUUCUACUUCCCAUCGCCAUAGCGAUUAUCACACUAAUGGUGUUCACUUGGUGAAACAGACGGGAUCUAGAGAGCCAAGCUGUGCCCUAACAAAGGUCUGCUUCACAGGACCUCACUGUCACAUUAUUCAUACCCCGGUACCAGUAUCAAGCUCCUCCAUUCAUAUUAACCAGCUCAGCACUGAACUGGCCAGUAUUCACCCAUCAUGUAUGAUUAAUUGAACAUUUCUAGGUAAAGUAUCACCCCGCAAAUGAAUAUUUAAUACAUUUUUAAAACCAUUUCAGGUUAUCUAAUGUCAAACACUCUUCAGAUAUUGUAAUUAGUUCUCGAAUGCCAAGAAGGAAACCAUUGGUCGAUCUUUUGUGAUUUAAUACCAAGUGACUUCCAUUUCGUUUGUUUGAAGGAAAGCUCUAACCGAUCCCAUUUUUAUUUGUUCUGUUUUAGUUAUAUCAUUCCGGUGCUUGUUUUGAACUAUAUUAUACUGUAUAGUAUAAACUUGGGUGAUAACAGAUUUAAAUGAUUAAUUACUCACAUCUGUUUUCUGCCCUUCUGUUACAAGGCACCUCUGUGAGUCUUGCACUUGUUUGUUAAUUUAAUGUUUCCCACUGUUUCUAAGCUCCUGUUUCUGGCAGUUUUCUUUUCACUGUAUAUUUCCCUUUAAAUACAGGAAGCAGCUACAUGCAACAGGCAGUUAAGCCUCAAAUGUAGAGUGAUAGGGGUCAAAUGUGUGUCUCUGUUAAGCUCAUUUGCCGGUGGAUCAGACCUAACAGCGCUGGCUACAGGUGCAUGGCCAGUUUGCAUACACAGCCAGAAGGUUAGUAAAGGAAGCGUGUUUGUCCUCUCAUGAGAUGCUCAGAGCUGCUGUUCGUAUCGCAGCAGCAACCGGGCCACCUUCAUCGUCCAGUGGGAUCAUUCGGCCUAAAGUAGUGAACACUGACCAAAUUUCCCAUUGAAGGGUAACAGAUCGGUAGUUAACCUGUUAUGUCUGUUGCUUUAAGAUAUAUAUGAGUAGGGUUAAUGUAAAUUCAGUAGAAUCGUUUCAUUUUGUACAUAGUUGUGCUUCACAUUUCUGACAGUGUUACUGUGUGUUCUAGGGUCAAAUUAAUGUAUGAAGCAUUAAACAUUCAGUCUUUCCCUGUAUUUUUUUUUUUUUUUUGUUCUCAAAUUUUUUUCGGUUCUUUUCCAGGAAUGCCAGUGUUCUGUACCAGUACCUUGUGAAGAACCUUAAUUUUGAAGCAUACUUUUAUUCAAACGGCCUCUGAAGAAGUGCAAACGCCCACAGCGGUUUUAAUCCCUGUUUUCAAUCUAAGUACAUCUUUUUUCAAUCUAGACAGCUAACUAACUGUUAGUUGGACUGAAUUUGACUUUGUACUCAAGCACAGCUAGCCACACUACAUAGAUUGCUGGCUCACUCACUUAACUAAUUAUGAUUAAUCAUGGCGUAAUAUUUCAGAAUGAUUUGAAUCUAAGUAUGUUUAAUUUUGUAUUGAAUAAACAAAGUGCCAGUUGGUGGAAUAGUUGCAUGGAUCAGUAUGGAAGCCUUGUGUGAAGCUGAAGACCUUAUCCAUGUAUCCUGUAGUGACUGCGCCUUGGUUACCAAGCUCUGUUUAAGUUUUACUAUGAGUAAAAGUUUAAUUGCUUGUCA
Molecule: messenger RNA, 2673 nt
Organism: Brienomyrus brachyistius
Lineage: Eukaryota; Metazoa; Chordata; Actinopteri; Osteoglossiformes; Mormyridae
Product: ankyrin repeat domain-containing protein 46
Exons: 4
Coding region: 182-868 (228 amino acids)
Molecular function (GO): protein binding
Source: RefSeq, a predicted model, not a curated record